AUGGUUCGGUGCGGCAGGGCCGGUCUGGUGUGGAUGUUAGUCGGGGUGCUGCUCCCGGGGGCCCGACCCCAGGCCUGUCCGCGGCCCCCCUGCUGGGACCGCCUGGUGGCCUCGCUCCCUCGGGGGCCCGGGCCGGACGCGGGCCCCGGGACCGCCGUCUGUGAGGGUCCGACCGGGGGCAGAGGCUGCAGAAUGGGGGUCCCUCUUCCAGCAGCAGUCACCAACACCCCCUCAAGAGUGGACCCCCGGGUGGGGGGUCUCCCACAAGUCCAGCCCAAGGUGGCGCCCCCUGCUGGCGAGGCCUGGGAGCGCGUGGCGCGGCUGCAGCGCUGCAUGGGCUCGCCCCGAGACUCAGGGGCCCCGUGGGGCCGCCGCGUGCCGAAGGACGGGACCCCCCUGGGGGCCGUGCUGGCCCUCAUGGCGGCCGUGCUGACGGAGUGCGACCUCCACUGUCACAGCCGACCCCUCCAGGCGAUGGCCAGGAGACUGGAGGGAGCCGCAGUGGGCCGGCAGGGUGAGAAAGAUCUUCUGCUGCUUCUGAAGAGCAUCACACAACAUCCCCCCCUCGCAGUCCCCCCGCUGGCCCGGCUCCACCCUCAGGACUGCGCAGAGAUCUACCGACGGGGGAUCGUGGAGAACGGUUUCUACACCAUCCAGCCCGCCCUGCAGCGCCCGGCCCUGGAGGCUAAGUGCGACAUGCAGACGGCGGGCGGCGGCUGGACGGUGUUCCAGCGCCGGCAGGACGGCUCGCUGGACUUCAACCGGACGUGGCAGGCCUACGCCGAGGGCUUCGGCUCGCCGCCGGCCGGGGAGCUGUGGCUGGGGAACGCGGCGCUGCACGCCCUGACGGCCGCCGGCGGUCCCCACACGCUGCGCAUCGAGCUGGAGGACUGGAGGCAGCAGCGCCGCCACGCCGUCUACAGCAGCUUCAGGGUCGGGCCGGAGGCUCAACGAUUCCGUCUCACCGCGCGGGAGUACUCCGGCGACGCGGGCGACGCCCUGAGCUACAGCGCGCGCUACAACCACGACGGCCGGGCCUUCAGCACGGCGGACCGCGACCACGACCGCUACGCCGCCGGCCACUGUGCGCGCUACUACGGGGCGGGCUGGUGGUUCGACGCCUGCCUGGCCGCCAACCUGAACGGGCGCUACUACCGCGGACGCUACGGCGGGCUGACCGACGGGAUCUAUUGGGGCACGUGGCACGCCCUGACGGACGCGCGCACGGGAGAGCGCCUCUCCUUCAAGACCGUGGAGAUGAAGACCAGGCCGGGGCCGCCGCAAGGCUGA
This is a messenger RNA of Gadus chalcogrammus (walleye pollock), 1290 nucleotides long. Its product is annotated as fibroleukin. The coding region runs from base 1 to 1290 and encodes 429 amino acids. The transcript has 6 exons. Lineage: Eukaryota; Metazoa; Chordata; Actinopteri; Gadiformes; Gadidae. The record is from RefSeq and is a predicted model, not a curated record.